Messenger RNA from Leishmania mexicana MHOM/GT/2001/U1103, 924 nucleotides. RefSeq names its product conserved NUDIX hydrolase protein. Lineage: Eukaryota; Euglenozoa; Kinetoplastea; Trypanosomatida; Trypanosomatidae. Gene Ontology annotation, molecular function: coenzyme A diphosphatase activity. The transcript has a single exon. The coding region runs from base 1 to 924 and encodes 307 amino acids. The record is from RefSeq and is a predicted model, not a curated record.
AUGAUCCGGGCCACAGCCGCAGCGGCACGUCUGCCACAGAGCACGCAGGGGUGGGUGCCACUGAUGCAGCGGGCGCUUGAUUUUCCUAUCGAGUCCGUCACCUUCCCGCCGCAUUUCUACCUCCACACUGUCAACAACGGCACCGCCUCAACCGCCGGCUUCUUACCGCAAAAAACGUCAGUGGAGCUCACGGGGCUGCGCCAGUGUGCCGUGCUCGUGUUGCUAUCGCCCGCAGCGACGGGGAACGGCUUUCAGGAUAUGUGCCUCACGCUCAUGAAGCGCAGUGCGACGACGGGCUCACAGAAGGGCGAAAUGAGCUUUCCAGGUGGCCACGUCGAUGGCGACGAGACGCUGCGCGACGCAGCACAGCGUGAAGCACUGGAGGAGGUGGGCCUUCUGCCAUCUGAGUACGAAAUUGUUGGGUCUCUAACGCCGAUUACCGCGAAAGCACUAAGCGCGUGUGUGACACCGUUUGUGGCUGUCGCGACUCGUCCUGCGCAGCCAUACCGCGCGAGCCCCGCCGAAGUCGAUUCCAUUCACUAUCUUCACAUGUCGGCGCUGCUGUUGAAGGCGUCGACGAGGCACGCGCGGGUCAUCAAGUACCACUCCUUAACGAGCAAUCGACCGUGCUUCUUUCCCUGCUUCUUUGCCAGCCCUGCUCAGACGGUCGUCUCCUCCGCGGUUUGUCGGUCUCAUAAGGCGACUGGGGUGGCGGAUGACUGCGGCUUCGAUCCGAUGCUGCCCGAGGAUUUUCCGGGUGAGUUGGUCUGGGGCCUUACUUCCUUCGUGACUUGUGAACUGGUGGCUCGCGUCGCCAAGGCCAUCAUGGACGCGCCGGAAGCGAACUCGGCUGCGGCCGUGAAUGCACUCCUGACACCUUCGAACGUGGUGGCGCGCGACCCUAUCGCGGGCUCGGCGCUAUGA